AUGGCACAAGAGCGGGAUAGUCGCACUUCCGUUGUUGCUCCAAUAACCAAACACACUGAUACCGCUAAGCCUUUGUUUAGCGUCCGGUUCCCCAUCACCGAUUUCAUGGAGAAUGAAUACACAGACUCGAAUUUUCUUAUAGAACUCGACGGUCCAAUAAUAUUUCACGACUGCACACCGACAUGGAAAUCAUAUCCCGUUCCAUGUGAUGAAUAUCCAUAUAUAUGCCAAGAUGUGCAAGCUACUUACUCAUCCAAGAAUCCGUCAUGUCGUCCCUUACCAGAAAAACCAAUUCAAACCAAUUGGGGAUAUUGCGGAUGCCCAGUCAAUGUGAUCAAUCCCAUUACAGGAUCUUGUAAACUUGGGCAGCUUAAUUACGACUACUUCAAAUUCGUCCUUGGCACAGGUCGGAAUCCUAGUAGUUAUGAAUCAUUUGAUGCUACCCCUAUCGCAGUGUGUGCUCCUUCUUCGUCAUUUGAAUCCUUCCCGAAAGAUGUUACUGGUGUCAUGCCUCUUUCAUCUUCUCCUUACGCGUUACCUGCUAAUUUAUCUUCAUUCGGUGCGCUUAAAGAAAUAACAGCUCUAUGUUUGCCUAGCACCUCAUCUACUCCAGGGGUUCUGUUUGCUGGACCCGGUCCUUAUUACUUUCUUCCGAAUUCCAGUGUCGAUAUACAAAGUUAUCUUGCUUAUACCCCGUUACUAAAGCGUCCAGGUUCGUAUGGAUACUUCAUCGGCGUCACUUCCAUUGUCAUUAAAAAGAGAUCUAUUGACAUUCUUGCGAAUGCUACUACCAAGCUUACUACAACUGAGGCUUACACCACUCUCAGAACCGACAUUUAUAAUCCUCUGGUUCGGCGUUUUUCAAUGGUCACAAAACGGCUCCUUCCCGCAAAGCCAAUCGCACCAUUCAGUCUUUGUUUCAACACGGCCUCCACCAAGAAUAGUACCAAAGCUAGUUUAAAAGUUCCCGAUAUUGAGUUGAAUCUUCAGGGUGGGAAGAAGUGGGCUAUAUCGACAGCUAACUCGAUGAAGCAAGUAACGAAAGACGUGGCGUGUCUAGCAUUUGUUGAUGGUGGUGCAACGAGUGAUCCGGCAAUCGUGAUUGGAACAUUUCAAUUUGAGGAUAACUUUGUGGUGUUUGAUUUAGAGAAUUCGACUUUUGGGUUUAGCUCUUCCUUGUUAAGUAAGAAGACUUCUUGUUCAAAUUUCAACUUUACGAACCUUGACUAUCCUUAUUGA
Messenger RNA from Erigeron canadensis, 1239 nucleotides. RefSeq names its product chitinase CLP-like. The transcript has 2 exons. Gene Ontology annotation, biological process: proteolysis. The record is from RefSeq and is a predicted model, not a curated record. Bases 1 to 1239 code for a protein of 412 amino acids. Gene Ontology annotation, molecular function: aspartic-type endopeptidase activity. NCBI's taxonomy places the organism in Eukaryota, Viridiplantae, Streptophyta, Magnoliopsida, Asterales, Asteraceae.